This is a messenger RNA of Bactrocera neohumeralis, 2276 nucleotides long. RefSeq names its product fatty acyl-CoA reductase wat. Lineage: Eukaryota; Metazoa; Arthropoda; Insecta; Diptera; Tephritidae. Gene Ontology annotation, molecular function: alcohol-forming very long-chain fatty acyl-CoA reductase (NADP+) activity. Gene Ontology annotation, biological process: long-chain fatty-acyl-CoA metabolic process. The transcript has 11 exons. Bases 96 to 2057 code for a protein of 653 amino acids. The record is from RefSeq and is a predicted model, not a curated record. Gene Ontology annotation, cellular component: peroxisome.
AGUUAUAAAACGGUCAUACUACACGGUGGUUGUAUUAAAUUUAAACUUCACAAAAAAGUGUUUGAAAAUCGUUGCUUUAAAGUGUUUGAAGGAUAAUGUAUAGUGUAAAUAAUGUUAAAGAAAUACCCGACUCGAAAACCCACAUCAAUUCAGCAACCUCAUUAACCGACUCGCUCAAUGGCUUUGUUACCGAUGAGAAUAACAGCAACGGUUGUGUUGCUAAUAGUGCAUUCAAUACAAAAACAACAGCAAUAGCGAUCAUCAAUAGCGCUGAGCAAACCGCCAAUAAAACUGCACACCCACACAAAGAAACCGAAAACAAUUUGGAGAGCAGCGUUGCAGCCACAUCAUGUGAGUCUAAUAAAAGCGCAGGAGCGAUAAAACCGACAACAAUCACAAACAUUUGCCACACACACAACAACAACACAACACCACAUUGCAGUGAAUCAUUAGCUACAUUAAGCGCAACAACGCCAAGUGAAGCGGCAGCAACAGCAAUAGCAACAACCGCAGAGGCCAGCGCCACUGCAACACCAACACCAACACCAAUUAGUGACUUUUAUCAAAACGCCACCGUUCUUAUCACCGGCGGCACCGGCUUCGUUGGCAAGGUGCUCACACAGAAGUUGUUGCGCGCUUUCGAGUUGCGCCGAAUUUAUAUGCUAAUCCGUUGCAAGGACAAUAUGUGCGUGGAGGAGCGACUGGAGAACUUCUUCAAAGAAUCGAUUUUUGACACCAUACGUACGGAACAGCCGGAGCUUUUUCGGAAGGUGCAUGCAGUACGUGUUGACUACAGUGCCAUUGAUUUGGGCAUUGCAGCGGAGGACAGGGAAAUUUUAUGUGAUGAGGUUGAGAUCAUUUUCAACGUUGUCGCUUCGGUAAAGUUCAAUGAGAAGCUCAGCGAUGCAAUUGACAUCAAUGUUUUGGGAACAAAAAAGAUACUCGAUUUAUCCAUGGAAAUGAAGAAACUAAAGUCACUUGUGCACAUUUCAACGCUCUACUGCAAUUGCAAUCGGAAAUACAUCAAGGAGCGUGUGUAUGAAAAUGAUAUUGGCUAUGAAAAAAUCAUGCAGAUCUUUCGCAUCUUCGACGAUGAGACGCUGGAAAAAUUUCGUCAUUGCCUGAUCGGUGACAUGCCCAACACAUACACUAUGACCAAAAAAUGCGCUGAGAAUUUAGUUAAUCAUCGAGCUUUUUAUAUGCCUGCGGGUAUUUUUCGUCCACCCAUCGUUAUGUCAACCUACAAGGAUCCAUUUCCCGGCUGGACUGAUAAUUUGUAUGGGCCAUCAGGUUUGUGCACUUGGUCGGCGCGCGGUCUAGUGCGCUGCAUCUACGGUCGGGCUAACUGCAAGGCCAAUAUGGUGCCGGCAGAUUACUGUGUCAAUGCAAUGAUUGCCAGUGCAUGGGACAUAGCCAGAAGAUUUUUAUUGCGCAAAAGUGAUACACAAUCCAAGGAGGAAUUACCUGUCUACAAUUACAUUUUCGAUCGGAACAAUUUAACAUGGGGCCAAUAUAUGCGCAUGUCGCGUGAGGGAUUUCACGAGCCAUUUGACAAGGCAUUGUGGUGUUUCUCUUACGUUAUAAUUCCAUCAAAGCCACUACAUUAUGCCGUUGCAUUUUUCCUACACAAUAUACCGGCUUAUAUUUUAGAUUUCAUUGCCUUGGUAACGGGACGAAAGCGCAUCUAUAUAAAAGCUUAUCGUAAAAUCUCGCGUGUCAUUUAUAUGAUGUCUUGGUUUGGUCUGAAAGACUGGCGUUUCGCCCACAAUAAUAUUGAUGAAUUGGAUGCGAUGCUUUGCAAGACACAAGAAAGGAAUUUAUUGCAAUUCAAUAUGGCCACGAUUAAUUGGAGGGAAUAUUUUCGCUCAUAUCUAAGUGGUAUACGGCGCUAUUUCUUCAAGGAUAAUGAUAAUAAAUUGCAGAAGCGGCGUGCAUUUUAUCGCAGGCUACAAAUCUUGCAUCAGCUACUCAAAACUACGUUCGGACUUGCCCUAAUUGCAUGCCUUUUGAAGAUGUACUUCAAAAUUUUUAAGAUUAUACCGAAAAUUGCAUUUUAACUGGCGAGAUGCUGAGUAGAAUGUACUUUCACUUAAAUUAUAAGAAAGCACGAGCUGAGAUAUUAAUUUCAAUUUCAUUUUAUACUUUGAGUAAUAUGAGCGAAGUGAAAGUUUUGUAGUCAACAAGCAUUAAUUUCUUCAGUAGAUCAUAAGCAGAUGAAUGUGCGGUUAUGUGUGAGACCAAUGAAAUAAAUAAGAAGUUUUUAAAAUGGAAUUGAA